AUGUUUCGAAUGGAAUUUGUAACGGCUGUGUUUCUAAUGACAGGAUUCAUUCUGAACACUACAGCUGUUAAUACAACAGAACAGAUCUCUGAUACGAAGUUUUACAGAAAAUAUUUUCACGACAGAUUUUAUAAUAACCAUUAUAUAAAUUAUUAUAGAAAUUCAGCUGAUAAUGAUAAAACAGAUACAGUUACCCACAGUUACCAAGAUAAAGUUUACUAUAUUAAUAAAUAUAGUCAAUAUAAUAAAAGAUCGACAACUCCCUUCACGUUUUUCUUUCCAAUCAUCAGAAAAUUUAUUGAAGAAAUAAAAGCAAAGAAUAAAAUUGUUUCCAAUUGGGGUAAUUCGUUCCUGCUAACAGCUUUGUGUAAUUAUUACCUCAAUGUGGGUAUACAAUCCAGUUUGUGUACCUAG
Messenger RNA from Lottia gigantea (owl limpet), 414 nucleotides. RefSeq lists its product as hypothetical. Lineage: Eukaryota; Metazoa; Mollusca; Gastropoda; Lottiidae. Bases 1 to 414 code for a protein of 137 amino acids. The record is from RefSeq and is a predicted model, not a curated record. The transcript is spliced from 4 exons.